Molecule: messenger RNA, 1250 nt
Organism: Solea solea (common sole)
Lineage: Eukaryota; Metazoa; Chordata; Actinopteri; Pleuronectiformes; Soleidae
Gene: sox19b
Product: SRY-box transcription factor 19b
Exons: 2
Coding region: 339-1250 (303 amino acids)
Biological process (GO): anatomical structure morphogenesis; cell differentiation; regulation of DNA-templated transcription
Molecular function (GO): RNA polymerase II cis-regulatory region sequence-specific DNA binding; DNA-binding transcription factor activity, RNA polymerase II-specific
Source: RefSeq, a predicted model, not a curated record
AGAAACUUUUGGAGGAGUUGAGUGUGAGAGCUGGCUGAGUGACAAACCUGCUCUACUGCUGCUGCUGCGUUCACUGACCUGUUUCUGCUCCGUGUUUCACUCUCACAGUGAUGACUCACACAAUCACUCCUCUCUUUUAGGGAAAGACGAGCUGCGUGUGUUUGUCUCCACAGUGUGUGGUAACUAAUUAGCUGAUUUGGAUCACCCGGCGCUCCCGGUUCAACCUGUAGGGAAACGUGGCCGUGCGUCGCCAGGUGGACGGCGACAGAAGGCUGCAGUGUGCUUCAGCUGUUCAACUCUUCUCUAACUCCCUCUCUACUCCACUACUUGUGUCCAAUAUGUAUAGCAUGAUGGAACACGAGCUGAAGCCCAGCGGCCAGCCUCCCUCUCACCAGACCAGCCAGGGCAUGUCGCCGGUCACCGGCAACAUGGGCAGCAAUGGCAACUCUCACCCGGGCUCCAAGACGGCGUGCGCUCCUGGAAGUGACCCCAUGGAUAAAGUGAAGCGGCCCAUGAACGCGUUCAUGGUGUGGUCCAGAGGACAGCGACGCAAGAUGGCUCAAGAAAACCCCAAGAUGCACAACUCGGAGAUCAGUAAGCGCCUGGGAGCGGAGUGGAAGCUGCUGACCGACGCCGAGAAGCGGCCCUUCAUCGACGAGGCCAAGCGGCUGCGGGCGGUGCACAUGAAGGAGUAUCCCGACUACAAGUACAAGCCACGGCGCAAGACCAAGCCCCUGCUCAAGAAGGACACUCAGGUGGGCAAGUAUCCGCUGUCAGCGGGGAACCUGCUGGCGGCAGCGGCGCAGGGUCAGGGGGCCAGUCCAAGGAUGGAGAGCUACGGCUGGGGCCCCACGGGCGGAUACGCCGGCAUGCAGGGUGAGGCUCUGGGCUACACACAGCAGCUGCACCGGUAUGACCUGUCCGCUCUGCAGUACCCGCCCUCAAUGACUGCUGCUCAGAGCUACAUGAACGGAGCCAACUCAUACAGCCCCAUGGCCUACAGCAGCAACCCUCAGCAGCCCAGUCCCGUCACCAUGUCCAUGGUGAAGGCGGAGCCAGUGUCCCACUCUCCUCCGACGGGGACGCCGAACCACCACCGUGGGCCUUUACAGGGCGACCUCAGGGACAUGAUCAGCAUGUACAUCCCUGGACCUGGAGGAGACGCCAGCGACCCCACCGCAGCACAGAGAGGUUACACCAGUGUCCAGCAGCACUACCUCACCGGAACUGUCCCACUCACACACAUCUAA